Molecule: messenger RNA, 2077 nt
Organism: Papaver somniferum (opium poppy)
Lineage: Eukaryota; Viridiplantae; Streptophyta; Magnoliopsida; Ranunculales; Papaveraceae
Product: ribosomal RNA processing protein 1 homolog
Exons: 4
Coding region: 1188-1883 (231 amino acids)
Source: RefSeq, a predicted model, not a curated record
UUCUUCUCUUCUGAACCGUGAAGAGCAGAAAUAUUCCCUAGAAACAAUUUCACAUCUUCAAGGGAAAUCUUAACCAAAUCAUAUUUAACGGGAUCAAGAUAUUAUGGGACGAUAUCAAAAACCGAAAUCAUCUCCUCAAGAUUUCUCUAAGUUGCCUGAAAGGCCGACGAAAAAGUCAUCAGCAUCAAUUCGAAGAGGCGAUCGACGUCGUAAUGAAGAUAUUGUGGAAGAGGUAGACAAAGAUAAUGUGGAAGAGAGUGAUAAUGCUAGUGAGUAUAGUAGCGAGGACAGUAGGAACGAUGGUAGUGACAAAGAUAUUGUGGAAGAGGUAGACAAAGAUACUGUGGAAGAUGAUAACAAUGAAGAAGAGUUUGAUGAAGAAAGUAGUGAUGAGGAUAAUGAAGAUAAUUUAGGAGAGGCUGAUGCUGGAAGAGCUUCUUCUAGUGAAAAAGGAAAAAAGGCAGUUGAAGCAGGUGAAAUCCCCGGGCAACCUAUUAAUCCACGCCUUCUAUCAUAUUAUAAAGACCACAUUGCGCGAUCAGUGUGGGAAAAUGAGAAUCCAAGAGAAAAUCCGACACCAUUGCUUAAACUCCAUCAACACCAAGAUAUGGUAAAAAAAAAAAUGGCUUAUUGAUAAAGAGUGUGUUGAAGUUCAAGAAUAUGUAAAAAAAAGCGGUUUGUAUUCUUUAAUCAAGUAUGGCCAUGAUAAGAUUGAUCGUGCUCUUAUCAAUGCUUUUCGUGAGCGCUGGUAUCCGGAGACCAACACAUAUCACCUGCCUUUUGGUGAGAUGACAAUUACAAUUGAAGAUGUCGAGCGCAUCUCAAGACUUAGUGCUAAAGGAAAAGUGGUUGAAGGAGUGUUUGGGGCGAAGACUAUGACUUGGGAGUACACACGUAUGAUUUGAUAAAAAGAACUCUUGGCAAGACUAAGAAAGAAUUGGUUAAGGAAAAACUUUACAAGUAAAAAGAAUGAUUCAAAGAAGAGGAAAGAGCAAUGUGCUAGAGCAUACCUACUUUAUGUAAUUGGCUCUAUUGUAUGCGGUGAUAAAUCAGGUUCAAGGGUAAAUGCAUAUUUCCUGCAAUGUUUAGAAAAUUUAGAAGAAGUGAAUAGCUACUCGUGGGCUACAGCUUGUUUGGCUUGGAUCUACCAUCAUUUGGGCCAAGGUUCUGGAACUGAGGUGUAUUCCAUGGCUGGUUGUAUGACUAUCCUUCAGGUAUGGAUUUAUGAUCACUUUCCGGUUCUCGAGAGGCAUAGUUUAGUAGGUGGAUAUGAGGAAUGUAAUCCCAGAGCUUCAUUAUACGUACCAAUACAACCGGAAAGAACUCUUGAGUUUGAUUUGGUUGAUUUGCGUGAAAAACUUGAUGACCUUACGGAAGAAAAAGUGACAUGGGAUCCCUAUAAGUCAAUCCGAGAUGGUUCUAUUCACCAGGUUGCUCAUUACACUGGACCGCUUAAAUGUUUUGAUGUGGUUGAGUGGCAUAAUCCGAAUAGAGUGCUAAGACAGUUUGGUGUUAUUCAAGAUAAACCCAAGGGUGUUUUCCUGGACAAAGAAAAGACGGUUUCGAAGCCCAGCAGUUUCAAGUCUUAUUAUGGAAUUCUCGUCUUACCUGGUAAACGAGAAAGUCACAUUUCUCACUCUUCAGACAAAACGAGAAACAAACAAAUGCCUGUUUUUCAGUUGGAGAAUUUUAUGGAAUUCCCAUCUUACCUGGUGGACGAGAAAUCUAUACUUCUCGAUUUCCAGACUGAACGAGAACCAAAAUCACACAUGAUGUCUCAGAUUUUAUUUUGCAUUCACGUUAUAUCUGGUAAACGUGUAAAUGAUAUUUCUCGCUCACCACACAGAACGAGAAACAAAAUUUUCACUUUUUUAUGUUUCUGAAAUUCACGUUGGGUCUGGACAGCGUGAAUUAAUGUUUUCUCGUUCUCCAGACAUAACGUGAAACCAACAAAUCCACUGGUUAUUAUUUUAUGAACCCCACGUUGCCUCUGGACAGCGUGAAAAUAGGAUUUCUCGGCCACCAGAUAAAACGAGAUUCGAAAAGAUAAAUGGUAAAACUCUAUUUAUGCAUUUUU